AUGUUCGCGAACGCCGACAGCAUGUUUCUUGCAGUAGGAUUCGUCUCGUAUCGACCGGGGCGGCACAGGGGUCAGCCUUCCGGGGACAUUGUCUUCAAACUCGGGCUUAUGAAAAGUGGGCGUCUCAAUUAUUGCGUGCUGGUCAGGCGAUCCUUAUCGAAGGCGCGGUUCGGCACAAGGGAGCUCCAGGAACGCGACAGACUUAGACGCGAUGUCUUCGUACUACUACUUUGCGGUUCGGGUAUUUGGCUUCCCCAGGACCGAGAGGCCAGGUCGAGGAUGUUUGGUACGAGGGCGGGUACCAUCGGUGUUUACCCCGUCGUGGAGUCACUCGAAGUGAAGGAAUCUGAGAUGCAGCCGCGCACAGGCAACCACGUGAUAUGGGGCCUUUUGCCCAAGUACUCAAGUGCCGGUAAGCCUCCAAUUUGGACCGCAGAUUUUCUCGGUGACAACUGCAACCACUUUAACCACCCGUUUUCCUCACGUUCUCAGUCUGUCCGCAAUUCAUUUCCAAUAAGCCUUCCGUCCGAGUUUACCCCAUGGGUUCGCCAUGAAAACGUUACCACACAGAAACAGCUGAUGGACUGCCAGGUUUUUGCUUUCGGUUUAGUUCUUCCCCAUGACUGGAUCUGCCCGCCUUCUGCACCAGUCAGUGCCGAGAAGCCCUUUUGCGCCUCUCGCCUCCAAACAACAUCCAAUAAGGGUUCAGUUGCAGCUCGCGCGCCUGGGCAUACACGCAGAUACCGCAGAGUCAGUCAGUUUGUCGAAUACCUAGUACCGUACCCACGCCGCAGAAAGCACAGCGUACCAUCAAUACGUCACGUCGGCAUUCCACAAGGGUUGAUUCAUCAGCGUGGGAGCGCGGCGGGCAGAAACAAUGGGUUGGACUAUCCGUACGCUCGCAGAAACCAACGGAGGCAGCUUCCGUUGCUUGGUCAAGCAUGGGGCCUACACUCCAUAAUACUGCAGCCAUUCCCCCCUCAGCCAGAAGCUUGGCCCUUUGUUCGCGUCGUUCUCUUCUUCGCGUUCUAG
This is a messenger RNA of Colletotrichum lupini, 1032 nucleotides long. RefSeq lists its product as uncharacterized. Bases 1 to 1032 code for a protein of 343 amino acids. The record is from RefSeq and is a predicted model, not a curated record. The transcript has 6 exons. NCBI's taxonomy places the organism in Eukaryota, Fungi, Ascomycota, Sordariomycetes, Glomerellales, Glomerellaceae.